Priapulus caudatus is the source of this 2386-nucleotide messenger RNA. Its product is annotated as sodium/bile acid cotransporter 5-like. The coding region runs from base 469 to 1413 and encodes 314 amino acids. NCBI's taxonomy places the organism in Eukaryota, Metazoa, Priapulida, Priapulimorpha, Priapulimorphida, Priapulidae. The transcript is spliced from 2 exons. The record is from RefSeq and is a predicted model, not a curated record.
UUCUCUCUCUUACUCUCUGUCUCUGUUUGUGUGUCUGCCUCUCUGCCUGUCUGUCUGUCUGUCGGUCUCUGUUCUCGAAUUCCAUAGAAUCCGCUAACCACGCAUCAUUCACCACUGUCGAAGCUGUAAUACCCUUCUCGAAAGGCUUACGGAAACCUCUCACCAUUAGCGACGACAUUUUCUAGGUUUCAACGAUUUCUUGUGUAGGGUUUCCAAUCAAUUAUUCCGUGUGCACGCAGUUUAAUAUUUCACAAUUAUCUUUAAUAUUUAUCUUAAGCAGAGUUUCCUGAUUUCUAUCUUUCACGCAGUCCAAUAACUAUUACUUGCAGACUUUCGUUGACUUUCAGUUAACUUAAACUUCAGCGUACAAGAUUUUACAGCUUACUGUGCGUAUCACAGGCACCCAUGAGCAGAGAUUUCAUGAUAACGAAAUGUAUGAAUGCUAAUUACUGCGGUAUUUCUAUGUAAAUGAAAGCUCUGACAAUGCUUCGAGAUCCUAAACCGAUGAACCGACUAAUUUACCAGUCUUAUAAUGUUGCUUUUUCAGGAACCAUGCCAAUGUGGCUAACGCUGUUAGGCAAAUACUUCACCGAGGGCACCAACUUACGCAUUCCCUUCGUUAACAUCAUCUUGGGUCUCUCCUACAUGAUCGGUCCCGUUGGAAUUGGUCUCGUCAUAAAGAUUUACCGGCCUACAUGGGCCGCGUUUAUGAUGCGGAUUUUGAAGCCAUGUUGUGCUAUACUAGUUGUUAUCCUCAUUGUUACAGGCGUCUAUUCAAGCUGGUACAUCUUCUCUCUCGUAACUCCUCUGAUAGUUGCUGUAGCGUCCUCUUUGCCGUGGUUGGGUUUCACUAUGGGGGGCCUUGUUGCCAUCAUCACUCGUCGUCCUUGGCCCAUUGUGAAGACCAUUGCUAUCGAGACGGGAUUCCAGAAUGCUGGCAUCGCCCUGGUUCUGUUGAGAUCCACGUUCCCGCAGCCAGAGGCAGACCUUGCUGCUGUUGUCCCCAUCAUCUGCACCAUCCUGACUCCGUUACCCCUCAUCGUCAUCUUUAUAGUGCGCCUAGUUGUUAUGAGAAUUCGUGGUGAGUCGACAUCGGCAGACCUUACUGCCGACAAAGCGAAAUCCAAAUCGAACUUGGCGGUGAAGCCAGAAUCCUACGUGCCUCACGUCGACAAUGACAAGAUGGCGGAAAAGGAAAAAGAAACGCAAAGAUCAGAGCAUGGCACGGAAAACGGAAAUGCCUCCACCGCGGUGGAGAUGGAAGUGAAGAAACACAAGAGCCCCACUGCGAAAGAUAUAAAGGAGAAGGUGGGGCAGGCUAACCCAGCACUCGCAGAUGACGAUUGGACGGAGGAAGUUUCUAUCGGCGUCCCAUUCAACCCUCGCACUAUUCUUCCGUUGAUGGAUUCCUGAUGUGCCAAUUUCCAGAGCACCAUCGUUAGAAGUAUGCUUAGUUAAUGUGUUUUGUAAUGUAAGGUAAUUUUCACGUGUUCCGAUUGCUGAACUAAAUUUACUAACGCUGCUUUGCGUAGAACUUUACACUAAAUUUUUCUCCUAGUAAUUUCUCUCCUAGUAAUUUUUCUCCUAGUAAUUUUUCUCUUAGGUGGUCGACGCAAGAUUGCAUGGCGACCAAUGUAGGAUUAAACAGUUUUAUAUACGUUUGCUGUGAUUCCUUAUCGCCUGAUGAACCUAGUUUAAGUUUAUAAUUUAUUAACAAUAAUCAAAAAUAGUAGAGAUAGAUGCUUAUCGUGCGUUUGGUAAAUACUAAAUGAAAGCGUGUAGGCGUAAUUGUAGCUCUACUAUUAUAGCCCUUCGCCCCGCCGCGGGCGUCUUUAACCACAGGGACCUGUGAGCGAAAGGCUAUAACAUUAUAGUUUAAUCGGUGUUUGUAUAUAUGCAUCAUCAUAGUGACGUCUUGCAUGGCCGCAAUAAUUGGGACUUAGAUUUGUUAGGAAACUUCCCAGCCAGUAGACCUUAUUAUUGGUAGUCGUAAAUAUCAAACCGUGCAUGAGUUUUGCCAGCGAUAAUGCAAUUAAACUCUCUUUCUUGUCCGAACAAACCGCAUAUGCAUAUACGCGCACACCACUCGUUUCCUCCGAUGAGUAGAUGGCCAUAAAAACUUUAUCGCGCAGUUGCAAGAAGUGAGAAUCUCAAGCGCGAGAUAAUCGCAAGCAAGUCAUAAUUGCUUGCUAUUGACAAUCUCAAGCGAAUCUAUGGCAAAGCUCGCGUGUGUAUUAUCCGAGUCGACAGGCGCUACUAUAGUAGGCCUACUUCAUCGUUGUAAACGGUAGGCCUAGUAAUUUCGAUAGUCAUAACGGUAGUAAUUUCGAUAGUAAUAACGGUAGUCAUAGUAAUUUCGAUAAUAAGAGGUAGAUAAUUUAUGUAG